Colletotrichum truncatum is the source of this 489-nucleotide messenger RNA. RefSeq lists its product as uncharacterized. NCBI's taxonomy places the organism in Eukaryota, Fungi, Ascomycota, Sordariomycetes, Glomerellales, Glomerellaceae. The record is from RefSeq and is a predicted model, not a curated record.
AUGGAGGCAACGCCAGCAGCAAGCAGUGUCAUCCUGCCUCUAAACAGGCCGUCUGCGACUGGUGCAGCCAAAAAAUCUGUUUUUCUUGCGGGAACCACCAGCCAAGGGGAUUGGCGCAAGGACUUGUCCGAGUCCAUAUCUCAUCUCCCUAUAACUAUCUUCAAUCCCCUCCGGACAGACUGGGAUAGCUCGUGGAAGGAGGACAUCUCCGACCCCAGGUUCAGGGAGCAGGUCGAGUGGGAAUUGGAGAUGCAGGAUCGGGCUGACAUCAUCGCCAUGUUCAUUCAGCCAGGGACAGAAGCACAUAUCAGCUUACUUGAGCUGGGGCUUUGUGCUCGCUCUGGGAAAGCCAUCGUCGCUUGUCCCCAGGGGUACAAGAAAAGAGGAAACGUUCAGGCUGUGUGCGCCAGGUUUGAUAUACCCUUGUUGGACAGCUAUGAAGCUCUGCGCGACGCGUUGAUCUCCAGACUUGACAGUUUAAUUCGAUAA